This is a messenger RNA of Guyanagaster necrorhizus, 369 nucleotides long. RefSeq lists its product as uncharacterized. NCBI's taxonomy places the organism in Eukaryota, Fungi, Basidiomycota, Agaricomycetes, Agaricales, Physalacriaceae. The record is from RefSeq and is a predicted model, not a curated record. Bases 1 to 369 code for a protein of 122 amino acids. The transcript has 3 exons.
AUGUCCUCGCAGUAUUCCCAGUCGCCUUUAAUGAUGCCUUUGCUCGAAUCUCCCAUAUCGCUCGUCUCUACACGGCCGGUGGCGGCGCUUACGAGUCGACGUCGAGGGAGCCAUCCAUUUGACAGUCUGCCGUGGAUCGACCUUGUCAAUUCGCCCAACGUUGGCGGCGAGUGCGACUUGUCGCAGCUGGGACCUGUUCGCCGUCGUCGUAAAGUGCGAUCCAGUCCAUUGUCUCGACCUCGUCGCUUGCCGUCGUCGUCGCCAGCACCGACGUUGCCCGUAUCACUGCUAGGGCGUUGCUCGACGCCACCACCACCACCACCGGCCUCAUAUAUCAUAUUUGACGACCUCAUGCCGCAUCGCAAUUAA